CUGGGUAUUUAUUUUGGAUGAUAUUUUCUGGGUUGUUGUCCCCUCCUUCUUCUUCACUUUGUCGAAGUCUUUGCUUCAAACAGCAAUAAUCAAUAGAUUCCUCUUUUUUCAUUUUUUAGCCUGUGAUUCAUUCUUCUAACUCCUACUAGGAUCCCACUACAACACAACUUGCUAAAAUAAUUUCACUUUUCUCACUUUGUUGUGUUGCGUCCCUCACUUUUACUGGUCCCGUGUUAAUGAGCUAGUACAAGUACUACUUUGGUGUUGUGGAUCACAAUCAGAUCACUUAACUGCCACCAACCAGAGGAUUCAAGUGCACAUUUGCAAAGAGGUGAGCAUGCUUUUGAAAACUCUUACUAAGUUGAUACUGGACCAAUACGGCAAUAUCCAAUCCUCAAGAUCAUAAACAAGAAAUUAAAAAGACAUGUUUUUCCCUUGUAAAGUUACAGCUUAGUGUUCUUUUAGUUUCUUCUCUCUGAGUUGGUGCAAUUAAAAUGCUUGAUUUCUCUACAGGCCAAAGGGUCUUUCCUAAGAUGUUUCAGAAUAAGUGGUUCUGCCUUGGUGCUUGAUUAUGCUUCUGGGUGUUGUUUAAAUUAUUAUCUGGGAGCAACCGUGGAUAUUACCUGUUCUUGGUGUUUUAAAUUUCAAUUGUACUGCUCCUACAGGUCUGUUUAUGUGCUAACUGGAAAUGGAUUUUAGUUGUGCUUGUGGAUUUAGCUUCUUUCAUUGUGAAAGCUUGGAUAUUAUGUUGUUGCUGCAUUGAGUACUGCACUCAAGGCUGCAAAAGAAGCUGAAAUUGGUUGUAGGAUCUUCUCCUAUUAACUUAGAUUUGAAAUUAUGAUCAAACAAAUACUUGGUAGGCUUCCUCGGAAACCUGCUAAGUCAGCUGAAAAUCGUGAAUUCGGGGCUUCAUCAACCCCAUCCCCUAAUGCAACUGGUACAGGAGCAUCUGAUGUAGUCAUUGGUGAUCCAGUGAUCUCGAACAACGCCUCUAUUCCUGGCUCUGAUGUUGCUUCCAUCUCAGCUUAUGGAGAUAGGAGUAAGGUUCCUGUGUCUGUAAACCCAAAAGUGAAUGGUAAUGGGAUAAUUGCCCCUUAUGAAGCAUUGGCAAGUUUUAGGGACGUUCCCAACUCUGAGAAGCAAAUCUUAUUUAUCAGAAAGCUGAAUUUGUGUUGUCUAGUGUUUGACUUCACUGACUCAACCAAGAAUAUAAAAGAAAAGGAAAUCAAAAAACAGACAUUGCUUGAGCUGGUGGAAUAUGUUACUUCUGCUAAUGGGAAGUUUACUGAAAUUGUUAUGCAAGAAGCUAUUAAGAUGGUAUCUGCAAACUUAUUCAGGCCGCUUCAUCCACAGCCACGUGAAAACAAAGUUCUAGAAGUCUUUGAUCUGGAUGAUGAGGAACCACUGAUAGACCCUGCAUGGUCUCACUUGCAAAUUGUGUAUGAGUUUCUUCUUAGGUUUGUUGCAUCCCCGGAAACUGAUACAAAGUCAGCAAAGAGAUAUAUUGACCACUCUUUUAUUCUCAGAUUGUUAGAUCUUUUUGAUUCAGAGUAUCCAAGGGAGAGGGAAUAUCUUAAAACUAUCCUACAUAGGAUAUAUGGAAAGUUUAUGGUCCAUCGCCCAUUUAUUAGGAAAUAUAUUUAUAAUAUCUUCUCCAGCUUUAUUUUUGAAACGGAAAAGUUUAAUGGGAUUGCUGAGCUUCUUGAGGUACUUGGAAGUAUCAUUAAUGGGUUUGCUUUGCCACUAAAAGAAGAGCAUAAAUUGUUUCUCUUUCAUGCUUUAAUCCCUCUUCAUAAAUCAAAAUGCUUAGCAAUGUACCAUCAGCAGUUGUCAUACUGCAUUACACAGUUCGUGGAAAAAGAUGGCAAGCUUGCAGAUACUGUAAUAAGGGGUUUGUUGAAGUACUGGCCCAUCACUAAUAGUUCAAAGGAAGUCAUGUUCCUCACUGAGCUAGAGGAAAUUCUUGAAGCCACUCAGCCAGCAGAUUUCCAAAGAUGUAUGGUGCCCUUAUUCAGUCGAAUUGCUCAUUGCUUGAACAGCUUACACUUUCAGGGAUGUGCACAUUUUCUGGUUAAAGAGGGCCAAUCUUUGACAGGGCCAAUUCAAGUUUUUCAGUUAUCUUUGUUUUUAAUAAUGCUGAGUUCACCCUCAUCUUUAAUGAUUGUGUAUAAACCACCUUUUCAAACUUUAUUUUUGGACAUUAAAGAGGGCCAAUCUUUGACAGGGCCAAUUCAAGUUUUUCAGUUAUCUUUGUUUUUAAUAAUGCUGAGUUCACCCUCAUCUUUAAUGAUUGUGUAUAAACCACCUUUUCAAACUUUAUCAAAAUCCUGCAAAAUUGAUCUUUUUAGGAUCGUAAUUCAUUAAUAUUUUUACAAAUCAAAACCUAUUUCAUGUUUUGAUUUAUGGCACUAUAAAUCAAGCUGGAAAUAUGUCAUUGGCUUUAGAUUUGGAACAGUUUUCAUAUAUAGUAACACAUUAAAAGUUUUUGAUAUGAUAAGAAUUUAGUUCAAGAUAUUGACUGCAGUUAGGUCUGAGUAGGCAUGCAAAACAAAAAUUGAUAAAAAUAUUCUUAUGAAUUUGUUGAGAUAAAAAUUAUUCUUGCUAUGAAGAUAAUCUUAACCAGAUAGUAUUGUCACUGUUAUUGGUAAUAUUCUUAAUUCGUGAGGUCCAGGCACUUGAUAAUAUCAUAUUAUAUCUCUGUCUUGCUCUUAUUUUAAAUAUUCUUUUAUCUGUCCUUUGAAUCUUCUGUGUUUUUAUGUAUUUUCAAUUUUCAUAAUGUUCAAUGCAAAUGCAAAUGAUGGGUGCCUGGGUGGAAGAUAAGAAUUAGGCUUUAAAUGAUAACGCCUGCUGCAGAUCCUCGACUCUUCCGUAACUUAAAGUUGGCAUUCCUGAAUUUUCAAUUUGCCAACUGUGCUACACUGCUGGCAUUGUAGCUUCCUGGACAAGGAGUUUCUAUUAAAUCAAUUUAUAAAAAUCAUGCUUUAUGAUUAUCUUUUUCUUUUUUUUUUUUUUU
Molecule: messenger RNA, 3013 nt
Organism: Cajanus cajan (pigeon pea)
Lineage: Eukaryota; Viridiplantae; Streptophyta; Magnoliopsida; Fabales; Fabaceae
Product: serine/threonine protein phosphatase 2A 59 kDa regulatory subunit B' eta isoform
Biological process (GO): signal transduction
Cellular component (GO): protein phosphatase type 2A complex
Molecular function (GO): protein phosphatase regulator activity
Source: RefSeq, a predicted model, not a curated record